AUGAGUACCGGCGAAGAGCAAAAGGUGUCAACUUAUGGGUUAGCAUGUGGCUCUACUGAAUUGGGGAAAACACGAAACAUAUUUUUAGCGGUGUCGGCUGGCUGUGUUUACGCGAUUAUCGGUUUUUUUCGCUUUAUAAUAUACAUGUUUCAGGGUAAAGAAGCCCCAUGUAUUGGAUAUGCCGAGCUUUUAAUGAACUUUGUUUUGGACACUUUCAUUGCUUUCUUAAAAGUUUACAUUAUAGGUCUUCUGCCAAUAAUAGCUCUUCGAAAAGUUCUUAUACAAGAGUCAGUGCGUCGUAAUACAUCAAAAUGUCUGUUAGAUGAAUUACGUGUCUUAAUGUAUAAGAAGCGUACUUAUAUCAUCCCUUUGAUAUACAUGAUAUCCUCGAUCAUCAUAGGAUGGACUUAUUUUGAUCUCAUUGGAGCAAGUUAUAAACGAACAAGAGCAAUGUUUUUAUAUCCUGGAACUGAAGAUUUUUGGUGUCCGAGUCAUCGUAAAGACAAUUGUAAAAGCCUUCCCCCUAUGAUUAAUGAGCAUUACUUGAUUGCAUUAAUUCACACUACAAUUCUCGGGAUUUGGUAUGGAUUUGAUUUCUUGUUACGUAAAAGAUACAUGUUACCAUUUCAUAUAAUUGAGCCAAGAUAUCCUUUUUCUUUAGCGAAAGAACUUAUGAUAUUUUGGAACCGUAAAUAUGAAAUUUUUAUAUGGAGUACUCUAAUGACGGCUUUGUCUUUUUCGAUAAUAUCUUGGUUCAUUAAACUUUUUAUCUGGAAUACAAUCUAUGAGUUGUUACCUAAUCUUAUCUUUUUACAUAAUACCGCAGUUUAUCAUUGGAUGCGCGCUUCUUGGUUUGAUGUGCAGCUAUUUAAUAGAACGGUUCAAUUGGCAUUUUUGGAAUUAUGGCAUAUUGCAAAGUUCGAUCAGUAUAGGCGUAGUGCUAUAUAUACAGAUUUCAACCGUAAACAAGCAUUUAGUUGUAUCAAACAUAAUAAUCCCACUGACGCGUGGACAGAAAUUUCGCGCUCAUGUAUGGAUUUGAUCUUUGGGCUUGCAAAUUCAGCACAAGACGAAAUCAAAGAGCAACAAACAAGGAAAUCGUUGGUGAGAAAAAAGUAUGAUAUGUUCAGAAACAUGGAAAAAGAUGCAUUAAAAGAAAAGGAACGUAAAAGAGUUGGUCAUAAAAAUCUUGAGGUCAAGAUGACAGCCGAGACAAUGACUAAAGAUCGGGAUUAUUGGGAAAUGAAAUUAUUAGAGUGGUUCCAUCCAGUGAAAGAUUUAAAUAUCACAAUAUGUGCUAUACAAGCAUUAACGGCUUUAACGGUUAAAUCAUUGAAUGAGGAUAAACAUGGGAUUGUUCAGAAUGAUACCGCCAGUGUCUUUGAGGCAAUGUUAGAUUGUUUAAUUUCUCUCGAACGAUAUUCUAAUGAACCACCUUUGGAUGAGUGGGAUGUUGGAGACCCAUUUGCAUUUACAUACUCUCGUGUUUUGUCUGAUCCGUUAAUUGUCAUAAACGUAUUGAAGGAUUCUUUGUUUGAUUUAGAAAAAGCAUUUUAUCAACAUAUGGAUUUUGUGAAAUUAUCGAGCAUACAUUUUGAUAGGUUGAAUAAGUUGCUUAUCGAAAGAAUUUAA
Molecule: messenger RNA, 1632 nt
Organism: Funneliformis mosseae
Lineage: Eukaryota; Fungi; Glomeromycota; Glomeromycetes; Glomerales; Glomeraceae
Source: the annotation of a GenBank genome assembly